ACCUUACAAACCCAACAAAACGUAAACCAACAAUUUUCUAAUUGGAGCAAUACAUGGCACCAGAACUGGUUAUAUCUUAUAAGUUGUUAAGAAAACGCUUCCUGUUACGUUCAAGUCAUUGAUAAUGACAUUGUCCUUUAUCAGAAUCAACAAGUGACUUUCCUAAGCAUCGUUUAUUUUUGCAUAUGCAGCUGUGCCCAGCAUCUCUUCUCCCUCAUCACCCUUCGCCAGCAUCCCUUCUCCACCAUCAACCGCCAACAUUUCUUCUCCAAGGUCUUUGGAAUUGAGGUCAAGAAAAGAAUAUACGUCAGAACUACAUUCUGUACUAUAAGUAACUUAUUAUCUAUUGCUAAUUGAGGACGUAACAUUAUCAACUGAACUCUGACAUUUCAUCCAACUCCAGGAAAUGGAAGGUUUUCUCUUGACACAGUAGCAAGAACUUUUUGUCAUGAUUUUUAUAAAAGACAGUAAUGUAUAAUGUUACUUGAUAAUAUGGAAAGUAACGCUAUGAAAAGGAAGUUUGGGUAAGUUGAAAGAAUGUUUCUUAGACAGACACAAAAUAUUUUGUGAAACAAAAACAAAUUAUUGUUUUUUGCUUGUGAAGCUGCAAGAUAAAAAUGGCUUCUUUAACUUCACUUAUUAGUAUAGAAGGCAUGACAUGCCAGUCAUGUGUGCGGAACAUAGAAGGAACAGUGAGUGCUCUUCCUGGGGUGCACUCGAUUAAAGUUGAUUUGGCAAGAAAACAAGGAACUGUAAUUCACAAUUCAUAUGUGAUCACUGGUGCACAAGUUGCUGACAGGAUUGAUGAUAUGGGGUUUGAAGCUAAACUUUUAAACAGAAACGUCUCUCCGGUGAAAAUUAAUGGAAACCAAUUGAUUCUGGAUGAUGAUAAGGAAGACAUUGCAGGGAACAUGGACAGUAACAUCAGAGUUGCAAAUCUACUGGGAGAGCCUAUCACCUGUGCCUGUGGUGACCAGCUAAUUCAAAUUUCUGUUAAAGGCAUGACAUGCAAUUCCUGUGUAAAGAAUAUUGAAGGCAAUAUUGGGAAACAAGAUGGCGUCCACUAUAUAAAGGUAUCUCUGGAAGAAGAAGUAGCCACUCUCAUCAUAGACCCAGCACACACUUCGAGAGAAGUCAUCAGGACGAUAAUAGAUGAUAUGGGUUUUGAAGCUACACUCUUGGAAACUGAUGCAUCUAUUGUAACUGUGGGUAUUAUAGGCAUGACUUGUAUAUCAUGUGUGAAGAACAUAGAGUCAACAGUUGGAGGAAAACCAGGUGUCUUAUCCAUAAAGGUGAGUUUGGAAAAAAAAAUGGGAAUAAUUACAUAUAAUCCUCAAGAAACCAACCCAGGGCAGCUGCAGAAAUACAUAUGUGAUAUGGGAUUUGAAGGAACACUUCAAGAUGCUUUACAAUCUGGUGAGAAGUUGGAAACCUGUAUAAUAUCCAUUCAGGGAAUGACUUGUAACUCCUGUGUUCAAAACAUAGAAUGCAGUAUAGGAGUGAAGGCUGGCAUUAAGAGCAUAAAGGUUAAUUUAGAAAAAGCUGAAGGAAGAGUGGAGUUCAACCCUGAACUAGUAACUGGUGAUCUAAUAGCUGAUAUGAUUGAAGAUAUGGGCUUUGAGGCCUGUGUGAACACAGAUGAAUCCAAUCAGAGGCAGCCAGUGAUGAAUGGUAAAGUACAAUCAUCAAAAUUAUCUCGAGAAGUGAGUGUCACCAGUUCAUGGCAAGAAAAUGUUGCAUUUGAAGGAGAUGAAGCAGAUCUGGAGAAGUGUUUCCUCCGAAUCACUGGUAUGACCUGUGCCUCCUGUGUGGCAGCUAUUGAGAAACAUGCUAAAAAGAUCCAAGGUGUUCACAGUAUCCUUGUAGCACUAAUGGCAGCUAAAGCAGAAGUGCGAUUUGAUCCAGCCUUGGUACUGCCACAGCAGGUGGCUAGCAGCAUCACUGAGCUGGGCUUCCCAACCACUGUACUGGAGGAGGUGGGGGCUGGUCAGGGUGAGGUAGAUCUGGAGAUAACAGGGAUGACUUGUUCCUCAUGUGUUUAUGCCAUUGAAUCAAAUGUGAAGAAGUUGAAAGGUGUGAAAUCAGCUGUUGUGGCUCUAGCAACUGAGCGUGGCAAGUUUCAUUUUGACCCUGCAGUCACUGGCCCUCGAGAUAUUAUUGACUGCAUUAAUAAUCUUGGCUUCACUGCCGCUCUGUACACAAGUGGAGUAAAUAAGGGCAGCUAUCUGGAUCAUAGAAAAGAGAUAAAUAAAUGGAGGAAUUCAUUCAUUGUAUCUCUCUUGUUUGGUGUGCCAGCUAUGUUGGUGAUGGUUUACUUCAUGGCUAUGAUGGAGCACAUGUCACAUCAAGAGAUGUGUUGUGUAUUACCUGGCCUUUCCCUUGAGAACUUGCUUCUUUUCCUUCUGUCCACUCCAGUUCAGUUCAUUGGUGGCCGUCACUUCUAUGUACAAGCCUUUAAGGCUCUGCGGCACAAGACUGCAAAUAUGGAUGUGCUUAUUAUGCUGGCAACAACAAUCUCGUAUAUAUAUUCGUUGGGAGUAGUACUCGCUGCCAUGAUUUUGCAGCAGUCAGCUAGCCCAUUAACAUUCUUCGAUACUCCUCCAAUGUUGCUGGUGUUUGUUUCUCUUGGAAGGUGGUUGGAGCACAUUGCCAAGGGCAAAACUUCCGAAGCUCUGGCAAAACUGAUGUCUUUACAAGCAACAGAGGCAACGCUGGUGACCCUCAACGAAAAUAAUGAGACUGUUUCCGAGAAGGUCAUUGAUGUGCAGCUGAUUCAGAGGGGAGAUAUGCUGAAGGUAAAACCAGGAGAAAAGGUUCCUGUGGAUGGCCGUGUCAUUUCUGGGCAAAGCAUGGCAGAUGAGUCACUCAUUACUGGGGAGUCAAUGCCGGUGAACAAGAAACCUGGCUCCCAGGUUAUUGGUGGUUCAAUCAACCAGAAUGGUCUUCUUAUGAUCAAAGCAACUCACAUUGGAAGUGAUACAACACUUUCACAGAUUGUUAAGUUAGUUGAAGAAGCACAAACAUCGAAGGCUCCCAUACAACAACUUGCUGACAAGAUUGCUGGCUACUUUGUGCCGAUGGUGGUCACAGUGUCGUCUGUGACACUCAUUUGUUGGAUUGUUAUUGGCUAUGUGAACAUAACACUUGUUGAUUCAGAAUAUUCUUCCAAGAUAACUGAGGGAUUUACACGGACAGAAAUAAUUAUGGAGUUUGCUUUUCGGUGUGCCAUCACUGUCCUUGCCAUUGCAUGUCCGUGUGCUCUAGGGCUUGCCACGCCAACAGCAGUGAUGGUGGGCACUGGAGUUGGUGCUACUAAUGGUAUACUUAUUAAGGGAGCAGAACCCUUAGAAAAUGCCCACAAGGUGAAGACUGUAGUUUUUGACAAGACCGGAACCAUUACCCACGGCACGCCAACAUUAGCCAAGCUCUCUCUCUAUGUGGACGAGACAGUGUGCACCCUCGCUCGAUUUCUUGCUAUUGUUGGAGUAGCAGAGCAUAACAGUGAACAUCCUAUUGCCACAGCCAUAUCCAAGUUCUGUCGUCAGGUGCUGGGCAACCUGAAUGCUCAAUGUGAAGGCUUUAAGGCAGUAUCUGGCUUUGGUUUGCAGUGCACAAUAUCUGGCACACACCACCUUGUCCAGGCAGCUGUUUCCUCAGAGAUGCUUCUCAAUGUGAAAAAUCUCACUGUCAAUUACAUAAAUGAGUAUGGACUGACAGACGUGAUGAAUCAGUCGCCACAAAAGCGGGAUGAUAUGUUCCUUAUUGGUGAUGUUUUGAUUGACUGUACCCAUGCACCACCACGCAAGUCAGUGGACACUGAAAACACUCCUCUUAUCUCAUCAACAUUAGCCAGUAGUACUACAGAUGAUGAACAGUGCAAGGAACCUUACAAGGUGCUUAUUGGAAAUAGAGAUUGGAUGAGCCAAAAUGGAAUAUUUGUUCCAAAAACUGUGGACAAGCAAAUGACAGAACAAGAGGAGUUGGGCCGCACUGCUGUACUUGCGGCUGUUAAUGGUCAGCUGAUGGGCAUGCUGGCUGUUGCAGACACUGUGAAACCAGAGGCUGCCUUAACUGUGUAUACUCUCAAGAAGAAGGGUCUGGGUGUUAUUCUUCUAACAGGUGACAACCAGAAGACAGCAGCAGCCAUUGCAAGACAAGUUGGCAUUACCAGAGUUUUUGCAGAAGUUCUUCCUUCUCACAAAGUGAAGAAAAUAAAACAGCUGCAAGAGUUAAGUCAGAAAGUGGCAAUGGUUGGAGAUGGUGUUAAUGAUUCACCAGCCUUAGCUCAAGCUGAUGUUGGUAUUGCUAUAUCCUCCGGCACUGAUGUUGCAGUUGAGGCUGCUGAUGUUGUUCUCAUUAGGAAUGACCUGGUAGAUGUGGUUGCUUGUUUGGACCUUUCAAAAAAAACUGUGCGCAGAAUCCAUCUUAACUUUAUAUUUGCCUCCAUCUAUAACUUAGUAGGGAUACCAGUUGCAGCAGGAGUAUUUAGACCUUUUGGAUUUUAUUUGCAACCAUGGAUGGGCUCAGCUGCAAUGGCAUUAAGCUCUGUAUCUGUGGUGUGUUCAUCUCUUCUGCUCAAAUUAUAUCAUAAACCUACUCGAGAAUCUUUAGCUACUCUGGACUAUCGCAAAGCACAAGAAGCUCGUCUAAUUGGGCAUGAUGAUGACAAUAUUUCAAUUCAUCGAGGCCUAGAUGACAUUCCAGCUCCUGCCACACCAACCUCGGCUCUCUCAAGAGUCAGAAAAAAUCUUCAGGGCCUUUACUUGUCAAGGAGAGCAGAAUGCCAGUGUGCAGGCAUGAGAUAUGGUGGAAAGUGUUCAUGCAGCUAUACUCAGACCCUGAAAGCCAGGUUCAACGCUAUAACAGGUGUGGAGUUAGGCGGUGAGAGUGAUGAGAUGGAAGAGCUCUUACCUAGAGUGAAUGUAUCUGAAGGAGAAGUAGGGGGAAUGUUUGAGCAUGCUAUUGGUGGUGGUGGUGGUGGUGAUGAUGAUGGUAAUGACAGACCCACAAUAGUGCCAUCAGAGUCUCUAGUGGUGCAGCUUUAAUGAUCUUCUACCACUUGCACUCUUGAUAUUUGGAUCUCUGCGAAGACCAGGGAGGCAGGGCCACAUUGCAGUUCCAACAGAUGAUGACUUGGACCUGGAGCUCAAGUUUAUUUCCCCAUGAUAGUUUUACACCUCUUACCAGACUUGUUCUACUAUUUUAUUGUAAAUUAAUUUAUAUUAUAAUUUUGGAAGAGUUUUUUGUCAUUAUAUUUGUUUCAUCACUUAGUCAACAGGAUUAUUAUUUAGUCCUUUAAAAAUUUAAUCCUGUUAAGAAAAUAUCAUUUGUUAUUAAAGUAACUGUUUUUGUAAUGAGCUUUAAAGUAUAGACACUAUUAUUGUCAUCUUAUACCGUAAGUUAAAAUUCUAUUUACUCUGUACAGUAUAUGAAUGUAUUUUAUAAUUGUAUUCACUGCAUUCACCUGUGUCUUUGGUGUCAGUCGUGUAUGAACAAGGGUCAUUGGGUCAAGGUAUAAUUUCUUUAACUAGAAAUUAUUUUUGCACAAAUAUUUCUAAGGAAAAUUUACCUCAGGAAUUUUGGUUUUCAGUACUGUAUGUACUGAAAUACAGAUGUCCUUCACUUUAUGCUGUAGGUGUGUUCCAGAUCAUGGCAGCUGCACUAAACUCCUUAAACAUUUAAUGGUGAAUAACAAGUGUCUUUGAUAUGCUUUGCAAUUUAUACUGAUUGCAACUGUACUAUACAUGGUGUACAAAAUUAAUUAUCAAUAGAAAUAGGACAUUGCUUAAUAGAGAAGUCACAUACAAUGAGGGAAAUCUUAAUGCUGACAAUUCUUUCUUUAAUUAAUCAGGCCUUGACUGAAAAAUUACCAGGUGCUGAUAAAUCUUACAUUCCAUGUGAACCUUAUUAAUUCCAAAUUUGUACCAUUGAAGAAUCCUGUAAAAAAAAAAAUACCUAGAAAAUUUUGGUACAUUAUGUAUGUACUGAAAUGUUUUAUGUUUUGGAUAGCAUGCAGGUGUCAGCUUAAAAUUUUCACCUCAUAUGCCAGGUCUGCCUAAAAACUGGUUUUAAAUGUCAGUACAGUGGAACUUCGUUUUUCAACCGUAAUCUGUUUCAGAAGGUCGGCCUAAAUUCGGUGGGAGACGGCCGACUUGUAAAAAAAAAACAAUUAAAUCCAUUCCAGACACCCAAAAAUAUUCACAAAAAAAUACAUUUUUUAAAGAUUAAUUAUAGUUUUACAUACACAAAGCAAGGAGAAUUAAAUAAAAUAAAGAAAUAAACAUUUAAAUCAGUAUUACAUACCUUUAUUGAAGACUUGUUGGCUUAUGGAGAGAGGGAGGACUGAUUAUUGUUUAGAAGAGGAAUCCCCCUUCAUAAGGACUUAAGGUAUCAAAGCCCUCUCUGGGGGUACAUCCCUCCCUGCCUGCUACACUCCCUGCCUCCCUUCCACACUCCCUGUUUCCUUGCUACACUCCCUGUUUCCCUGCUACACUUCCUCCAUGCUACACUCCCUGUUUCCCUGCUACACUUCCUGCAUGUUUGCUUGCUACACUCCCUGCAUUCCUGCUACACGCCCUCCAUGCUACACUCCUUGCCUGCCUGCUACACUCACUCCAUGCUACACUCCCUGCGUGCCUGCUACACUCCCUGAAUCCAUGCUACACUCCCUGCCUCCAUGCUACACUCCCUGCAUGCCUGCUAUACUCCCUGCAUGCCUGCUACACUCCCUGCCCAUGGCUUAUUUCACAGUUGCACUUAAUAAACAAGCCACAUCAGCUUCCUUGAGUUGUUCUUUCUUUGCCAGGAUAGAAGUGAUUGUUGAUUUGUUUUUGCCAUACAUCCCAUGGUGACUUACUAUUUCACAGUUGCACUUAAUAAAAAAACACCAAAAACAAUGGAUUUUAAGGAAAUGUUUGGGUGAAUGCUUGGAGUACAUAUGUGCUAACUUGCUGACAGACAAAGGGAGACUGACUCACCUGUGCACAGCAUCCUGGGCUGACGUGUCUAAUACGGCUGAUAUAUGAGGCAGUGGCCGAAAAAGGAGCAAAAUUUCUGCCGAAAAACCAGCCUAAAUACGAAUUGGCCAAUAAACAAAGCGGCCAAAAAAUGAGGUUCCACUGUAAAUAAAAUAACAAGGUUGUUAAUUUGGGAAGAAAACAAAUCAUGGACCACAUUUUCAAUAAUUACAAUAGGAACUACCUAAGCACAAUGCACUGGAUACUGCAUCAGGAAAUAUCAGGGUAUGCAAAAACAGUUUUUGCAUACUGACAGCAGAAAAAAUAUUACUACAUGAUAGGACUAAAUUACAUUGUAAUAAAUAAUUUAUCUUAUUUUCAGUAGUUUUUAAGGUAAGUAAAAUCAACCAUUUUCUAUUGGUUAACUGUACAGUAGAAACCAAUGUUCCUGACAAGCAGAGUUCUCUACAUAUAUAUAGAUUUUUAAGUACUGUAGGACAAAUUAAACAUCUUUCAACAAAUUGGCCGUAUCCCACCGAGGCAGGGUGGCCCAAAAAGAAAAACAAAAGUUUCUCUUAACUUUAGUAAUGUAUACAGGAGAAGGGGUUACUAGCCCCUUGCUCCCUGCAUUUUAGUCACCUCCCACGACACGCAUAGCUCAUGGAGGAAGAACUCUAUUCCACACCCCAGAGGGGUGUGUACAUGCUUGUACAUGCAUGUGUAGUGUGACCUAAGUGUAAGUAGAAGUAGCAAGAUGUACCUGAAAUCUUGCAUGUUUAUGAGACAGAAAUUAAACAUACUCCAGUAAAACUAUGCAAAAUUAUCACAUUGAAAAGAAACAGGUCAGAACAUUUUUGCAGUGCAUUAAUCAUUCUCAAGAAACACUGUAAAGCACACUAGCAAUAGGUGACAUCUACUCUAUAUAUUAUUACUGCAUUCAUGAGCGAUCACUAAAUCCGUAGGGGGUUAUACAGCACCUUACGAAAUGGAAGGCAUUCAGACUUGAUUCAAGGAAUUAGAGCACAGUUCCAAUUUAGAUCAAGAGUCCUUCAUCAGCAUAAGGAACCUCCCUUGAGGGGUAGAGUGUGUGUGUGUACUCACCUAUAUGUGGUUGCAGGGGUUGAGUCACAGCUUUGCCCCACCUCUUCACUAGUCACAGCUGUAUAGCCCUUGUGGCUUAGUGCUUCUUUUUGAUUAUAAUAAUAAUAAUUCACUAGUCACUACUAGGUUCAUUCUUCUGGCUAUAAGAACCUUUAAGCUAUUUAUAGAUUCUGCCUCUACCCUCCUCACACUCCAACAAAACAUCCAUUAAUACUAUUUAAUCAGGUCACUUCUAGCACACAUUUUAUACACACACAUUUACUUUACAUACAAGUUGAAAGGAAGGGCCAGGACCUGGGACUUACCCCUGGAACCACGUAUAAGUAAGUACAUAUACAAGAGGGCCCUGUUUUUAUGGCUGUUAGGUUCCUGACCCCAGCAAUAAGUGAAAAUUGCAGCAAGUGGAAAAGUGGUUUUUUCAAUGUCGAAUGCAUCUAAAAUGUCUGAUAACAUUUUUACACUGUCAUAUAUUAAGUGCUCAUUACAACUAGGCAUCAAGAAAGAUACAAAACUAAAAGAAAUACACAGUACAUACAAUACUUACCUUAAAUAUAUGGCACUGGUUGCCCUUUCCUUAUGCAC
Molecule: messenger RNA, 8639 nt
Organism: Cherax quadricarinatus
Lineage: Eukaryota; Metazoa; Arthropoda; Malacostraca; Decapoda; Parastacidae
Gene: ATP7
Product: copper-transporting ATPase 1
Biological process (GO): copper ion homeostasis; monoatomic cation transport
Cellular component (GO): membrane
Molecular function (GO): P-type divalent copper transporter activity; ATP binding; ATP hydrolysis activity
Source: RefSeq, a predicted model, not a curated record